GUUUUUUUUUUUUUUUUUGUUAUUUGAUUAUGCGUGAGAGGACACACUAUUGCCAAAAAAAAAAAGAAAUAAUUUAUUUUUAACUAAAAGGCCUUCACAAGGCUUGAAAGUCUUCAGCACACAUUAUAAUAUUUUUUGGUUAUUUCAAACUCUUAUACGCCCGCAGCCUACAUUUAUAUAUGACAACUUGCAUAUGCGAACAGAGUUGAAAAAUUUAAUUGUAUGAAAAUUGAAUAACAAUUAUAUUCCCGCGUGCAUAUUGCCCAUGGUAAUAUUACCCGAUUUACGUGCCCUGACUACGGAUUAUCUAUACGAUUUGGAAAUUGAAAAACGUUGAAUUUACGACGGACGACGAUGAAUACAUUGGACGGGGGUAAAAAUCAGUUCGCUCGCCCCAUCUUCUUUACGUUUAUUUUGGUAUACCUUUAGUUUAUAUGAAAUAUUCAAAUUAACAAAAAUUCAAGCAUGGAUAUCAUUUUUUUUUUUGGGUAUAAAAAGACGCACUGCCGUUUCAGCAGUAUGUCAGUUCACUUUAGAGCAUCAGACAGUGAGAAACAAUCCUUUUCUAAGCCCACAAUGAGUCCGCUUAUUAUUGCAGUUCUUUCCACUUUGGCUAUCUCAGCUAAAGCUGGCCUCAUCCCAGCAGCUGCUCCUUUGGUUGCUGCAGGACCAGCACCUCUGGCGUACGCCUCGCCAUUCGCCGCUCAAUACUAUUCCGCUCCAUUGAUCCAGAGGGCUGCCUAUGCUGCUCCAGUUGCCCGUGCCUUCGCUCAGCCAAUCGUUGCCGCCCCAGCUCCAGUCGUUGCCGCCAGAUCCUUAGCUGCUCCAGUUGUUGCCGCCCCAGCCCCAGUUGUUGCUGCCCCAGCUCCACUUGUUGCCGCCGAGGAGGUCGAUUCCUUCCCUCAAUACAGAUUCGCCUACGAUGUCCAAGACACCCUUACCGGUGACUCAAAGACCCAAGAGGAAAGCCGUGACGGUGAUGUUGUUCGUGGAUCUUACUCCUUGAUUGAACCUGAUGGUUCCCGUCGUAUUGUCUCCUACUACGCUGACGAUAUCAGUGGAUUCAACGCUGUCGUUCAAAAGGAUGUCCCAGUUGCAGCUGUUGCCCCAGUUGUUGCCGCUAAGACCAUUGUUGCCCCAGCUCCAGUUGUUGCUGCCAAGACUAUUGUAGCAUAAGCUUUUGUAUGUGCCGGAUCUCGCCCCAAAACCCCAAUUACCUGAAAAACAACCCUGAAAAUAGCUCAUUGAUAACCGCCAAAUUCGGAGUUCGUGCAAUAUUAAGAGUGACAUCUAUUGUAAAAAAAAUAAGUAAAACUCUUCAUUGUCAUUGUUGUAAAUUGCUUUCAUCACUUCUUUCUUUUUAUUAUUGUCCUCAUUGAAAAAUUGUAACAAAAAAAAAAUUGGAAGAAACAUAUAAAAACAAAUAUUUCUUAAAAAAAACUAAUUUUCUUUUUAUUUAAAUUGGUAUUGAUUGUUGAAGGUUUUUCAUGAUGGAUGAAAUUCAUGAUCGAAACCUCAUUAGAAUUCUCAGUAGGUGAUUUCUCAUUCAAAAGUGAUUUUUUCGAACGAGUUUGUAAUAAAUAAAAUAUUAUGAUGAUUUCACUUUGUUUUUACUUUUUGAGUUUCUCAAAACGAUUUAUUCAAAUAGCGCUUCACAAAAUGGCCACUUAAAAAAUUUGGGUAGUUGCAGAGAAUACUAAUAUGAUUUGGCGUAGUUUUUUGACGAGAGAGAGUGGAAUUGUUUUUUUUUUUAAAUGAAUUUUACAAAUCAAAUAAAUUGCAUUUGAAUGUGGGGUAAGGAACUUUUUAGGUCGUAAACUGGAGGAAUUUAAAUUGGAACGAAAUGAGGGCAAUGUACCACUUCCUAAGAAUUUAGAUUUUUUUUUUUUUUUGAUAAAUUUCCAUUGAUUCAGUAUUAACGAUCU
Messenger RNA from Episyrphus balteatus (marmalade hoverfly), 1925 nucleotides. RefSeq names its product cuticle protein 18.6 (gene Cpr64Ad). Lineage: Eukaryota; Metazoa; Arthropoda; Insecta; Diptera; Syrphidae. The record is from RefSeq and is a predicted model, not a curated record. Gene Ontology annotation, cellular component: extracellular matrix. The transcript has 2 exons. Bases 466 to 1176 code for a protein of 236 amino acids.